AUGCAGGACAUUCGACUGACAGCCAUUGCGAUGGCCUGUCUUGCGCUAUUCCCAAGCCAUGCAGCUGCUUUCUGGCGUCUUCCUUGCCGUGGAAGAUCGGGUCUCGCCCGGAUUGACCCCAUUGUAGAGCCGGGCAAGGCCUCGGGUCACGCUCACGCGGUCCAUGGAGCUGGAGGCUUUGGCAUGAGCUCCAGCCAGAGCGAGCUGCUCGAAUCUGAUUGCACCUCGUGCGCAGUGACUGAAGACAAGUCUGCUUACUGGGCUCCCGCUUUGUACUUCAUGCACACCAACGGCAGUGCCCAGGUCGUUGAUGAGGUUGGUGGCAUGCUUGCCUACUACCUUCUGUAUGGAGAGAAUAUCAAGGCUUUCCCAGAUGACUUCCGCAUGCUGGCAGGUGACCCCUUCCAGCGCAACUUCACCUGGCCCGUUCCCGACCCUCCCAAGUCCGAGUGGUCUGGUGCCCAGGCCUCACAGGCUGCUUUGCGCCAGAAGGCCCUUGGUUUCAACUGCCUGAACUAUUUGAAGGCCCCAGAGGACUCCCUCAAACGCCACCACCUUCCCGACAAGGAUUUCCUUGAUGAGCAUUGCACCGAUGGAAUCCGAUUUGAGUUGAUGUUCCCAUCUUGCUGGAAUGGCAAGGAUGCCGACUCCCACGACCACAAAUCCCAUGUCGCAUACCCAUCUCUUGUUAUGGAUGGUACCUGCCCCGAAGGUUUCGAAACUCGCUUGGUAUCGCUCUUCUACGAGACUAUUUGGGACACAUACGCCUUCAAGGGCGUCGAUGGAUAUUUCGCGCUCGCCAACGGUGAUCCCACCGGAUACGGAUACCAUGGUGAUUUCAUGCACGGUUGGGAGGAUGGCGUCCUACAGGAGGCCAUUGAAACUUGCACCAGCGAGACAGGCAUCAUUGAUGAGUGCGAAGUUUUCACCAUUCAGACCGAAGACGAACAGCGUCAGUGUGAGUUCUCCAUUCCAUCCGAGCUCAAGCACGAAAACUGUCACAUGCACGACGACGGAUUGCCCGGCGGCAUGUCUGUCGAGUGGGGCCCCGAACGUGCUGCGAUGAAGGCCAAUCCGAUUAAGCUUCCCACCAUUUCCGUUGCUGGUGUUUCGAUUGAUCCCAACACUUUGCUCGACAAGUUCCACGCGACCAGCACUGCGGAACCUACUGCCGAAGCUACUACUUCUUUCACUUCCACUUCGACUCCCUCGCCAACCCCGACCCCUGUCACCUCCACUGUUAUCGAUCCUAUCACAGAAGAGAUCAUCUAUCUCCAACGUGAUGUUGUCGUCCUCUGUGAUGGCAAUGGCGAGACGUACUCGACUAGCACUGGCCCCAUCCGGACUGUCUCUUCUACCAUUACAACCAUUAUGGAAACUGCUACAGCCGUUUCCUACGUGAAGAAAGACACUGUUCCGGAAGUUGUGGAACCGGUGCAGGAUGCUGGCCACGCCCGCAGACAUCUUCACCACCGCCACGGUCACGGACACAACUAG
Molecule: messenger RNA, 1497 nt
Organism: Penicillium robsamsonii
Lineage: Eukaryota; Fungi; Ascomycota; Eurotiomycetes; Eurotiales; Aspergillaceae
Product: DUF1996 domain-containing protein
Exons: 3
Coding region: 1-1497 (498 amino acids)
Source: RefSeq, a predicted model, not a curated record